CUAUAAACCGUUCCGGACGGUUCAUAUCGCGGCGCGCUGCCACCGCGGCAACACGUUUUCGCGGGUGUUUCCGAAGAUCGAGCUGGCGAAGAUCCCGCCAGCUCUUGUCCGUCUUGAGUUUCGUUGAUUCUGAUCUCGUAGCUUUCAGAGGACUCCAGGAAAUCGGGGAUAAAUCGUCGUGAUUUGUGAUUCGAUUAGUGAAUCAUCAGCAUUGCUCGAUUUCGAUUUCACACGUUUUGAACGGAACUUGUUAUCGCGAGAAUUGUGAGUGAGGGACGAACUCUUAAACGGGAGAAAGCUGGCGAGGCAGAUUGUGACGAGAGAGAAGAUCUCGGAGCUGCUGGAGUUGGUGAUACUGCGCUGGGCUAGGAUGUCAUUCUUUAGGAGUUUGUGGAAGAGCAGCUCCAAGCAUAAGAAAUUAUGCGAGGAAUGGGCGUUGGCGAAUAGCCGUGAAUGCGUAGAGGGUAGCGGUUCGGCGGGCACGACGCACGGGGAGGAAUCUGAGGAUACGUCCGAGGCAAGAUUCACCCUCAAAUAUUUGGGCAGCACCCUCGUCGAGACACCCUCGAGUGAGGAGGCCACGGCAGAAGCCAUCAAGACCGUCAUCACCAUGGCGAAAGCAAGCGGAAAAAAACUACAAAGGGUCUCUUUGGCUGUGAGUUUGAGAGGAAUUAGAAUGACGGACUUGACCACCGAAGAGGAUCAGCUUCAAGUAUCGAUAUAUAGGAUCUCGUAUUGCUCGGCGGAUGCGACGCACGAUCAUGUGUUCGCGUUCAUCGCGACGAAUCUGAACGAGACGAUGGAGUGUCACGCGUUUCUCUGCCCCAAGAGAAAAAUGGCGCAGACAGUGACACUGACUGUGGCACAGGCUUUCAACACUGCUUAUCAGGCGUGGCAGUUGUCGCAGUCCGAUCCCAGGAUCCAUCACGCGCAAGAUAAGAGUCCUCCUUUGACGGGCGAUAAGACUGAUAACAAUGAGAAAAAAAACGCCAGCGAGACAAAAACCACCACCGGCAAGAUCAACGAACAAAAUAAGCAGAAUGGUCAACAACGGCGUAAUGAAAGCCAGAAGAAUUUAUUAAUUGAUCUGUCGAACGAUCCUAAACCAGCAGGAAAUUCAUGGGUGUGUUUCGAGGAGGACUCAGACGCGAAAAAAAGCCAGAAGAAGAACGCGGCGGUCAACAACAGUAUUCCUAUGACCACGCUUAGGCAUAAUACAACGGCGUCUACCCCGGCUCAUCAUGUGGUGCCUCGACCGAGCGCUGGUUUCAAGGUGCAGAACGCUUGGGGUGAAUCCAGAUCGGUCGAUCUCAUGUGCUCGUAGCAGGCAGGAUAGCCGGCGGCCGACAGUUUCAGGGAUGUGCCGUUGAUCACAGGCCUCUGGAAGCAUCUUUCGAACAACGGCCAAGCCAAAAAGACCAACGGCAGUCAUUAAAGAUCCUUCAGCCGAACUGUCCUAAUAACUUCCGAUCGCGAAUUUAGACAUGAAGAAUCGAGGAUUCUUGCCGAUAAUCCAUAUUUUUAGCGAAUGCCGAAGAAAGACAGCGGAGACGUGACACAGUGAUGUCUAUCUUGUGUGAUGUAAUCUUAAUGAGACUAUGUUAGGUCCAAGUGAGGUUUCUAUAUCAGCUGAGGGAACGAAGGAAUGGCUGCACGGAUGAUUUCUAUUCGAUAUAAUAACGGCGAUGCUGAUUUUUAAAGAGGACCAACCCGCAGCGGAAAAAGAUUGCGAUAAUCGGGGUGAGAUCAAUUUGCAAUGGAUUUUGUAUAACGCGUAUAUAUACAUAUACAUAUAAAUCUGUGCCAAUUACUUUACACAUACAUAUCGCACAAACAUCAGUGAAAGAGAAUAUAAGAAUGUCGAGACAUACGCGCUUUUUAUUGUUGUUAAUAGUAUUAACUCUGGAAAUUAAAUUAAAAUUAGUCUUAAAUUCGCGUUUUGAGAAAAUAAAACUUCAAAGAGAGAUCAGCAUAUUAAAGAUUAAUUUUCAAAGUUAACCGAAGGAUUAAAAAUCUCGAUGCAAAAAUCAGAUAAAUUCUUCUCAAUUUUUUAAAAAAGGUUAAUAUAAUCUAUCUAUUAAUUAAAAUUUUUUUAAUAAAAACUAUAAUUAUAAUGAAUAUCUCUAAAAAAAUUUAUAACAUUUACUACAAAAUAAAUCAUGAAAAUAUAAUAAAUAAAUUAAAUAGUCAUUUAACUGAUUUUUAUAUUUUUUGGUAUUUUUAUUGAUACUUCAUUUAUAUCCGAUUUCUCUGUUUUUCUUACACAAUUAUAUGGAUAUGAAAUUAAUUCUUGAGAGUACAAUUCAUGUGAGUAUACUUGAAGCUUUAAUGCUAAAAAUGCAUCCCGUCCAAAUUUGAAAAUAUCGCUGCCACAUUUUAACCCCGUGUAUUUUGAAUAUUUUACAUCUACGACAUAGUAUAGGAAUAAAUUGUUUUAAAACGAUUUUUUAAUGAAUUCUUAUCACGUAAAAAUGCGAAUUCCAGGGUUAAUACCUAUUUGUUAUUUUUAUUAGAAAAAAACUCCAAUCUUUUAUCUACAUCAUACACAAAACGCGAAGAAUCGAGAAAACACCAGGUUUCGUAGAUCGAUUCCCUAUUACGAAUGCUGGAUAGAGAUAAUCCUUUACGUAAUCGUUGAUAAUUGAACCUUUGAUUGAAUAGCUGGACUAUUUCUUAUUGUUAGCUGAAGUUCUUGUUAAAGUUUCUUGCAAAAACAAAGUUUGAUGUAAACGUAGCCAUUUAAACAGAUAUAAAAAAAUCGCAUUAUUUUUAAUGCAUUGUUGGCGUAAUUUGCGAUUAGCUCAUUUUGUAAAGUUCAUUUCUGUUACUUUAUUUCAUAUUUAAAGAGGUCAAAUUUGAUGAACAAGCUUUCUUGCGCACCGAUGAUGAUACAAUUUCAUUAAUAGCGUCGACGGAUUAAAGAGCGAUUGCUAUCGAAUUAUCGCAAUAUUUGCAUAUGAUAUAUUAAGUGUGAAUGUGUUGAUAUACUAUGUUAUGAAUAAAUGUGCGCGUAUCAUAAGUAGGGCGUAAUAAUGCCGCUAAUAAUCGAGGGGUGAACGUUAACAUAAUUUAGCGUUAACUAUAUUGAUAUUUAAUUUAUCAAUUGUUAAACCGUAAAUAUAUCGUAUUCCUGGUUGUAGAUCAUAUCUGUAUGUAAUUAUCGCGAUUACGUGACAUCGGACAAUCCAAGUCCUCAUUUCGCGAUAAUAUGUUAUUGUCGAUUCGGUUAUAAUAUUUUCGAAACAAUAAUUUGAUAUUUUUUACCGCAUGGUCGACAUAGGGCUGUGUUCGUUUCCGAAAGAAAAAGAUAUAACGGAUAUAGUACAUAUUAUAUGGUAACUUACUGUCCAUUAGUCGAUGUUAUAUCGUCAAAGAACGACGUUUUUAAACUAUUAGAUAAAAUUACGUCGAUUCUAAUAUAGUUAUUCUGAUGGAAGAUUUUCAUAGAUUCACGGAAUUUAUCACAAGAUGAUAUGAAAUAGUCAAAACGCUCAUUUUUUUAAUUAAAUAAGUCAUAUUAAUCUCUUUUCGAGAGAAAGAAAGAGAGAAAGAGAGAGAGAUUAAAGUUUUUGUACAAAAUUUUUCGUUAUCUUUAUUAAUUUUUAAGAUAAAACAUUGAAUUUUAUUGUAAAAUAUUUUUUAUCUCUAUAUAAAUAUUUUUUUUUACAAAAGAAUUGUUAUAUUAGAUAAUAUAUUAUUAGAAAAAGCAUUACUGUUUUUCUUUAAAAAUCUAUAAAAAAUAUUAGAAUUGUCUUAAAAUCUCGAAAUUUUAUCGUUAUAAUUAAAAAUUAAUUAUCAGAGUUGUGAGAUGCCAAAGUAGGCAUUUAUAAUCAAGAAGGGAUUAAAAUGGCUUUGCAUUAUUUUAUCCCGUAUAGAUCAGAUGAUAUAUCAGCUGAAAACUUGACCGUUCAAAUGUAUGCUGAUAAUCAUCUCGAAACGAUAAUUCCAUUAUUCUAUGCUGCGCAUUAGUAGCACACGAUCAUUGCACUUGUAUUUACCACAGGAAUGUUACAUACAUUUUUUGCGCUAAAUGUUCGUAGUUCGUAAGCAGCACAAAUCAAAUAUACGUAUACAUAUCCGAUGUGCGUCUUGUGAGAAUUUAUUCCGGUACAGAAAAAAAUAAUCACCUUUUUUGCGAUCCUUAAGAUGAAUUCAGAUAUCGAUUCAUUCCGCCUUAUGCGCACAUGCGCGAUGGCUAAACCCCUAUCAAUAUUGAUAAUUUUAGUUUACAUUCGCGAAAUUAUACAAAAACUACGUUUGCAAGUUUCGUUUUAUUGACAUAAGCUAAUAAUUAUUGUCACAAGAUAAUAGCAUGAUCAGAAGUCAUUGGGGUAUAUAGAUUUGUUUCUCGAGUAAGGAUAAGAUGACACGCAGUACCAAAGAUAGAAAAAAAGGAAUAUGCUUUAACAGAAAUUUAUUGUUCCAAUACAUCACGAAUGUAAUUUGUAAGAAGGGAGAUAGCCUCCCAGAUGUUCCGGUAAAUCGAGAAGAAGCAAAUAUUACGUACACGAGGAUAAUCUCCAUACUUUAUGCAUUUAUCCGCAUUACUUUUUUAGAUGGUUUUUCCUUAGCCAAUUUAUAUGAAUAUCGUCAUAUAUAUCAUAAUUUUUUCUCUUUAAUCUUUUGACUUAUAAAAAUCGAAAAUGGUUGCUUUUAAACAAUAGAUCCUUCUCUUCAGUCGAAGGACCUAUCUCAAUUAUCCCUUUCGGACUAGUGACGCGAAAUAAACAUAUUUCGAGAAAAUAUUUUUUUCCAACGAAAGAGAAGGAUAGUAUUUCGAAAAUAUUUUAAGAAUGUUCCGGGGAUUUAUAUAACGUUUCCUAACAUUAUAACUAUAAGAAUGAUCAGAAAAUAUUCUGAGAAUUUUUGAAAUAUUUUGAGACGUCUCUGAAGAAUAUUAUAAAUUCCUCCAAAGAAUUCUCUAAAAAUAUUUGGAGAAAUCUCGGAAUAUUCGGUUGAUAUAUAUGUACAGAUUUGCACAAAUUUCUUGCUAUAUAUAUAGUUAUAUAAUAUUACAUAAAUGCGCUUUUAUAAAAUUCGUAAUGACAGAUUUUUUUCUCGAAAUAUUCGUAAAAUAUUUUCUUGCGUCAACAAUCCAAUCUACGAUUAGUAAUAUGAAAAGUCCUCGUGUCCGCGCUUUGAAGAUUUCCUGACGCUUUUAAUUAGCGACGGCAUCGCGUAUAUAUAUAUAUAUAUGUAAUACAUUACACACCCCGUAUUACAUGCGCCUCUUUUUCUCUCACACAUUCUGUCGCUUACCUUCUCAUAUAAAUACUUAACGAUUACUCCUUAUAUGCAAUACUUAUAUCUCUAAUCACUAUCUCGUCUUUGCUGAAAUUGGUGUUUAAUAUCGAACAUGCCGUACGAGAACCGCAAUUUC
Formica exsecta is the source of this 5380-nucleotide messenger RNA. Its product is annotated as low density lipoprotein receptor adapter protein 1-like. The record is from RefSeq and is a predicted model, not a curated record. NCBI's taxonomy places the organism in Eukaryota, Metazoa, Arthropoda, Insecta, Hymenoptera, Formicidae. The transcript has 6 exons. The coding region runs from base 371 to 1324 and encodes 317 amino acids.